Molecule: messenger RNA, 2025 nt
Organism: Balaenoptera acutorostrata (minke whale)
Lineage: Eukaryota; Metazoa; Chordata; Mammalia; Artiodactyla; Balaenopteridae
Gene: SLC26A10P
Product: Solute carrier family 26 member 10
Biological process (GO): transmembrane transport
Cellular component (GO): membrane
Molecular function (GO): oxalate transmembrane transporter activity; bicarbonate transmembrane transporter activity; sulfate transmembrane transporter activity
Source: RefSeq, a predicted model, not a curated record
GCGGCUGCCCCCGCUGCGUUGGCUGCCCCACUACCGCUGGCGGCCCUGGCUGCUCGGGGAUGCGGUGGCCGGAGUGACCGUGGGCAUCGUGCACGUGCCCCAGGCUCCCCUCAUCUGUGCAAUUAUGCGCGAAGUCUUGGACACGGUCCGGCUCAGGGAACUGGAGAGAGGCCGGACGCCUGCCCCCCAGGACGCGGCCGACACAGAUCUCUGACCUUAUCCGCCCCACGACCUCCCAUCGAGGCCCGUUAACCCCUCAGUUCCCUCAUGUGGCGCAUGGCUUUUGCUCUCCUGACCUCUGUGCCCCCAGUGUUCGGACUCUACACUUCUUUCUUUCCCGUCCUCAUCUACACCUUGUUGGGUACUGGGAGACACCUGUCCACCGGAACUUUCGCGGUACUCAGCCUUAUGACGGGCUCGGCCGUGGAGCGGCUGGUGCCUGAACCCCUCGAGGGGAACCUGAGCGGCAUCGAGAGGGAACAGCUGGAUGCUCAGCGGGUUGGUGCGGCUGCGGCCAUGGCCUUCGGGAGCGGGGCACUGAUGCUGGGAAUGUUCGCGCUGCAGCUCGGCGUCCUGGCCACCUUUUUGUCGGAGCCUGUAGUCAAGGCGCUGACCAGUGGGGCCGCCCUGCACGUGCUCGUGUCCCAACUGCCUAGCCUUUUGGGGUUGCCCCUCCCGCGUCAGAUCGGCUGCUUCGCUCUCUUCAAGACGCUGGCCGCCGUGCUGACGGCGCUGCCGCGGAGCAGUCCCGCCGAACUGACCGUCUCGGCACUCAGCCUGGCGCUGCUCGUGCCCGUCAAGGAAUUGAACGUGAGGUUCCGAGACCGGCUGCCCACCCCGAUCCCAGGGGAAAUCGUCAUGGUGCUUCUGGCCUCCGUGCUCUGUUUCACCUCUUCCCUGGACACAAGAUACAACGUCCAGAUAGUUGGACUGCUGCCCGGAGGAUUUCCCCAGCCUCUCCUCCCCAGCCUGGCUGAGCUGCCCAGGAUUCUGGCCGACUCGUUGCCCAUGGCACUGGUUACCUUCGCAGUGUCUGCCUCCCUGGCCUCCAUCUAUGCAGACAAGUACAGCUACACUAUUGAUUCCAACCAGGAGCUCUUUGCACAUGGUGUCUCCAACCUCAUCUCCUCCCUCUUCUCUUGCUUUCCCAACUCGGCCACAUUGGCCACAACCAGCCUACUAGUGGAUGCUGGUGGGAACACACAGCUGGCAGGCCUCUUCUCCUGUAUGGUUGUCCUGUCUGUGCUGCUGUGGCUGGGGCCCUUCUUCUACUAUCUGCCCAAGGCUGUCUUGGCCUGCAUCAACAUCGCCAGCAUGCGCCAGAUGUUCUUCCAGAUGCGAGAACUUCCACAACUAUGGCGCAUCAGCCGCGUGGACUUUGCUGUGUGGAUGGUCACAUGGGUGGCUGUCGUGACCCUGAGUGUGGACCUGGGCCUGGCUGUCGGUGUGGUCUUCUCCAUGAUGACUGUGGUCUGCCGCACCCAGAGGGUACAGUGCCUGGCACUUGGACUGGCUGAGGGGACAGAGCUCUACAGGCCACUCAGAGAGAGUCACAAGCUCCUCCAGGUCCCAGGGCUCUGCAUCCUGAGCUAUCCAACACCGCUCUACUUUGGGACCCGUGGGCGGUUUCGCCGCAUCCUGGAGUGGCAUCUGGGGCUUGGAGAAGGAGGCAAGGAGGCCCCAAGGACAGAUGGCCCACCUGAUGCAGUUGCUGAGCCUGUCAGAGUGGUAGUCCUAGACUGCAGUGGUGUCACCUUUGCAGAUGCUGCAGGGGCCAGAGAAGUGGUUCAGCUGGCCAGCCGAUGCCGAGAUGCUAGGAUCCACCUUCUCCUGGCUCAGUGUAAUGCCUCAGUGCUGGGGACACUGACCCAGGCAGGACUCCUGGAUAGAGUGACCCCAGAACAGCUGUUUGUGAGUGUCCAGGAUGCAGCUGCAUAUGCCCUGGAGAGACUGGUGAGGGGCAAUAGCAACGGGAAUGGAAGCCAGGAGGUGCUGGGCUAUGGCGAAGGAGGUGUGAGUCAGUGA